AUGUAUGUCCUCCUGCAUAACUCAACACAAGGAUCUACGACUGACUGGUUUACUCCAGGUACAUCAACUGGUCGCAAAUGCGAUGGUUAUCAAACCAACACACCUAGUCCCCCAGCUGCGUCACCCCCAUCACCUAUCCCCUCUCCAACCUCUGUCAUCUCCACAUAUACCACUCGUCCCGAGGCACGAUCAUUCCAGUUCUUCAUCGAAAAGACCCUGGUCAACUUCCAAACCUUCUUUGAAGAUGACCUUUGGAAUAGAAGAGUUCUACAAGUCGCUCAAUCCACGGACUGUAUAAAACAUGCUAUCGUCGCCUUGGCUUAUUACCAUGAACUUUACCUUACUCAUGAACAGUGGAGGAGCCUUGAGUCUGUUUCUGCACUAAAACACUACAACCUUGCUAUCAAGGAACUUCUCAACCCAUCACCUAGAAUCUCAUCACAAGGUCAUAUCCUUGUGCUGUCAUGUUUGAUUUUCAUCUGCAUUGAGCUUCUUCAUGGAAAGACUGAUUCAGCCAUUGGUCUAUUUCGCUAUGGCUGUGCCAUGAUCCAACAAUUCAGAAGGAACUUCUCUAGCAACGGAGGCCGUCGCCCUCAUUCGAAUUCUGACGUCGAAGCAACCUUUAAUCUCGCUGAUGCCUGCUUCAGACGUAUUGCGGUGCAACUCCUUAUGCUCUUGGGGGACGUUGAUGCAGGCGUUUGGACAUCAUACCGUGAGACCUUCAGUAAUACACUUCCGCCUCCUGGAGCUUCAUUUCCAUCCCUUUCUGAUGCAAGAGAAGCUAUACUGGAGCUUCUUGUUGAACAAGCCAGUCCCGGUUUGAAGGGAAAGCCAAUCUACGAGACAGUAUCAUAUGCUACAAAGGUCGAGCAAUGGGGCCAGUCAUUUAAUAAUCUCUUGACUAAGCUUGAGAACAGUGGCGGAAGCUUAAGUAUCAGUGAGAAACGAGCAAUCGCUCUAUUGCAGCUUCAUCGAAAGUACCUGGAGAUUAACGUCGCCAAGUAUUUGCACGGUCAAGGCGACCCUUGCUUUUGGGAUCGCUUCACCGCUGAAUUUGACGAAAUUGUCAACUUCGCGGCCACGGCAGCCGGACUUGACAAGAACUACACUCAAAGGAACUGGGCAAAAGACUCUCCCUCAGAGGCACACUUCCACGUCGACCUAGGGUAUACAUCAGUCUUAGUUUCGGUCAUCGCACGAUGCCGCGAUCCACAUGUUCGAAGAAGAGCAAUCGCAGUCAUGCUAGCAGAGCGUGUACAAGAAGGCGUGUUUAAUGGAACCCAGUCAGCCAGAGUUGGGGCAAAGGUGAUGGAACUUGAAGAGGCCAGGAGUGGAAGAGAGGUGAGAUGUAGUAGUGACAUACCUGAGAGUGCGAGAGUUAGAACUAUUCGUGUGCAUAUGCUGGGGCCUGAAAAUAAAAAGGUGAAGAUGGUGUAUGGGUUCGACCAAGGAUAUUGCGAGGAGGUUAGAGAGAUGGCUGAGUAG
This is a messenger RNA of Fusarium verticillioides 7600, 1485 nucleotides long. RefSeq lists its product as hypothetical. The record is from RefSeq and is a predicted model, not a curated record. Lineage: Eukaryota; Fungi; Ascomycota; Sordariomycetes; Hypocreales; Nectriaceae. The coding region runs from base 1 to 1485 and encodes 494 amino acids. The transcript is spliced from 3 exons.